Necator americanus (New World hookworm) is the source of this 582-nucleotide messenger RNA. RefSeq lists its product as uncharacterized. The record is from RefSeq and is a predicted model, not a curated record. Lineage: Eukaryota; Metazoa; Nematoda; Chromadorea; Rhabditida; Ancylostomatidae. The transcript has a single exon. Bases 1 to 582 code for a protein of 193 amino acids.
AUGCUCAAAGAGUCACCAUUCGUCGCUAUCUUCUCGAACAAUCGGAGGCAGGAGGAUCUAAAAAAAGAAGCCACACCCGUCGGCCCCAAAGGCAAAACUUCGAGGGUGAAGAACUCAACAGGUACACUUUGCAACCGACUCCAUGUGUCAACGACUACCGAAAAAAACUGCAGCAACACAACCGAGAGCGAUAUUGUCGCCACAACACAUUCUUCUAUAGUUACAGUGACAACAUCCUCCUCUGAACUUGCUAAACUGAUGUUCACUGAACUGGACGCCUUCAAUGUCCAAGACGAUAGGGGCUCGAAAAAAAGCAACAUUACUGCCGAACUAGUGACCAUUCUUAAACUGCCCAUUAAAGGAAAGGAAGAAUUUUCUGUGUUCACAUUCUCAGUGCAGAACCUGCUACCGUGUCCCGUCACGCACUACAACUUCCUCGGAAUUCAAAAGCUUGAAGGAGUCUUCAUCCUUUUCGUCAAGGCUCCUCAGUUCCUAACAAGCAAUAUGAAAGUUGCCAGCUUCAUAAGAAAACUCUGCAAUUCAAACUUCUUAUCUACUGUAUCCAAAAAAUUUAACAAUUAG